CAAGAGAAUUCAUGUGAAGGUGAGUGAAAGCAGGUGUGAGUAAAUGCAACAGAAGGAAUCAUGGCAGCCAAAGUGUUUGAGUCCAUCGGAAAGUUCGGCCUGGUUUUAGCAGUUGCAGGAGGCGUGGUGAACUCUGCUUUAUAUAACGUGGAUGCAGGGCACAGAGCUGUCAUCUUUGACCGAUUCCAUGGAGUACAGGACAUUGUGGUAGGGGAAGGGACUCACUUUCUCAUCCCUUGGGUACAGAAACCAAUUAUCUUUGACUGUCGCUCUCAACCACGGAAUAUACCAGUCGUCACUGGUAGCAAAGAUUUGCAGAACGUCAACAUCACACUGCGCAUCCUCUUCCGGCCAGCGGCCAGCCAGCUUCCUCGUAUCUUCACCAACAUCGGCCAGGACUAUGAUGAGCGGGUGCUGCCAUCUGUCACCUCAGAGAUCCUCAAGUCGGUGGUGGCUCGCUUCGAUGCUGGAGAAUUGAUUACCCAACGAGAGCUGGUCUCCAGGCAAGUGAGCGAUGACCUCACAGAGCGAGCAGCAACAUUUGGGCUCAUCCUGGAUGACGUGUCCCUGACACACCUGACCUUCGGGAAGGAAUUCACAGAGGCGGUGGAAGCCAAACAGGUGGCUCAGCAGGAAGCAGAGACAGCCAGAUUUGUGGUGGAAAAGGCUGAGCACCAGAAGGUGGCUGCCAUCAUUUCUGCUGAGGGUGAUGCUAAGGCAGCUGAGCUGAUCGCCAACUCGCUGGCCAAAGCAGGCGAUGGCCUGAUUGAGCUGCGGAAGCUGGAAGCUGCUGAGGACAUUGCGUACCAGCUCUCCCGAUCUCGGAACGUCACCUACCUGCCAGUGGGGCAGUCAGUGCCCCUCCAGCUUCCCCAGUGAAGCCUCCUCUGCUUCACCUUCUCAGGCCAACCAGGCCAUGGUUUCCAACAGUUUGAACAACGCCUUCCUUCUAUCCCACCCCAGAAAUCACUGUGAAAUUUAAUGAUUGGCUUAAAGUGAAGAAAAUAAAAGUAAAGCCACUUCAGA
Messenger RNA from Arvicanthis niloticus (Nile rat), 1026 nucleotides. Lineage: Eukaryota; Metazoa; Chordata; Mammalia; Rodentia; Muridae. The record is from RefSeq and is a predicted model, not a curated record.